Tetrahymena thermophila SB210 is the source of this 1344-nucleotide messenger RNA. RefSeq lists its product as hypothetical. The transcript is spliced from 5 exons. The record is from RefSeq and is a predicted model, not a curated record. NCBI's taxonomy places the organism in Eukaryota, Ciliophora, Oligohymenophorea, Hymenostomatida, Tetrahymenidae.
AUGUAACAGUAAAUGACUUCCAGCGAAUCACUCGACAGAAUCGAGUGUCCUUAAUAACAAAUUCCUAAUGAAUAAAAACUUAUUUUAGACUAAUAAAAAAGUGAAUAUGAUAGCAACAUACUUAGAGUCAUGCUCCAAAAAUAUUAGGAGUAGCAACUAAAUCGUAUAGACAUGACUUAGCAAAGUAGAAAUGACAAGGAGAAUAUGAGAAAUACUCUAAAAUACGCAUUCUAAUAAAUUCAGAAUCAAUUGAUCACCUAAGCAGCUGACAUGGCCUUUUCCAAUAUGCUCACUAUCCAACUCUAAGCUCAUAAGUUCAUGGAAAUUGCUAUCUUACAAAUGAACCAAGACGAAAGUUAUUACAGCUUUUAUGCAUCAUGCGCCACUAACAUGGCAUAUAAACUUAACAUUCACUGCAUCGUAGAUUGCUUCGAAAAUUAUGAAGUUUAAUAAAUACAAACUCUUUAAUUUAAGACCUUUGAAUUUGAAAAGAAUAUCAAUAGAUAUUUAAAUUGGAACUGCUAACUCAUCACUGCAAGCUAGUUCUUCUACUAUUUCAUCGAUUACCACUUCUCUUAAAGAUAAGACUGGAUAAUUAGGGAAGGCAUUUAACAAAUUUGCGAUAAAAUUGUAGAUAUCUAUCUAGAAUAUUAAUGGAGUGCUAUUUCUAUUGCUCUUGGGUUCCUUUCUUACAUCUUCUAAUAAAAUGAAGAAGAAUUUGAUUACCUUUGUUUCAUUAUCUAACAUUAUAAAUAGGAGUUCUCUUAACUUGGUUAAAUUAUUGAUGAAGAAUAAAUUUUAUAAGUAAGAGAACAUUUGAAUGAUUAACAACUUCAGUAGUAACAACAAUAACAACAACAGUAUUAACAGUAACAAGAUUAUUAUGAAGAUGAAGAUGAUGAAGAAGAAGAUGAAGAAGAAGAACAAGAAUAAUUAUAAUUAUAAUUAUAAAUAUAAUAGUACUAAUACUAAGUCAACCAACAAAUCUAAACUUGUUAGGAUUAAAAAUAAUAAUAUUAACAUGAAUUUAACAAUGUUUCUUCAGAUAAUGAUUAAUACUACAAAAUACUCUCCAACUCAAGCUCUUAAACUAUAAAUUAUGAGCAGGAAGAGUAUGGCUCAAUUAACAAUAUUGAGAUAUCUUAUAACAAAAAAAGAUCAUCCACCUAAUAUACUUACUAAUCAUGCUAUAAAAACUCAUAGGAUUAAAACACUUAAAAGACUGUAAGCAAAAGUAGGUCCUAUAGCGAAUAAAUAAAGCUAAACUAGGAUCAUGAAGAUAUAUUUGAAUCAAAGAAUGGUGAUCAAAUAAGAAAGAAAUUCAAAUAAUCUAACGAUUAAUGA